Molecule: messenger RNA, 1540 nt
Organism: Naegleria gruberi
Lineage: Eukaryota; Heterolobosea; Eutetramitea; Acrasida; Naegleriidae
Exons: 4
Coding region: 15-1532 (505 amino acids)
Molecular function (GO): dihydrolipoyl dehydrogenase (NADH) activity; flavin adenine dinucleotide binding
Source: RefSeq, a predicted model, not a curated record
AAAAAUCAAAUAUCAUGGUCCUUCUUAAAAACGUAAAGAAUUUUACCAAACAUUACGAUAUUAUUGUAAUUGGUGCUGGUGCUGGUCUUGGUAAAUUGGGUCGUCCAGCAACAGAAUACGGUUAUUCUGUUGCCUUGUGCGAGAAUGAUAAAUUGGGAGGAACUUGUUUGAACAGAGGAUGUAUUCCAAGUAAAAUGUUGAUCCAUCCAGCAGAAGUUGCAAACAAUAUUGAAGAAGCACAUCGUUUUGAAAUUGACGUAAAAAAGAAGGAAAAUUCUGAUGAUUUAGAUUAUGACAUUAGAUUUUCAGAAAUGGUUUCAAGAGUUUGUAAGACUAUUGAUGAAGAAAGUGAUUCAAUCAUUCCAAGAGUUGAAGCUAAUCAAAAAUUAGAUUGGUUUGUUGGACAAACUGGUAGAUUUGUUGGAGAAAGAACUGUUCAAGUUGGAAGUCCAGAAGACAAUGUUGUCAUUACAGCUGAUAGAGUUUUUGUAGCUUGUGGAGCAAGAGCAUUAGACUUGUCAAAGGAAAUUGAAGGAUUGGACAAGACCCCAUACAUGACAUAUAGAGAGGCUUUGAGAAAUCAAAAGCGAUUCAAAUCAUUGAUUGUUAUUGGAGCUGGUUAUAUUGCUACCGAACUUGCACAUUUCUUUGCAAGUACUGGAACAAAGACUAAUAUUUUUGUAAGAAGUGGAUUCUUAAAACACGAGGAUGAAGAAGUUCAAAAAGAAUUUGACCGAGUCUUUUCUAAAAAGAAGAAUAUUAAUGUAAUUAAGGGAAUGAAAAUUUUGAAGGCACGAUAUGAAAAUGACGAAUUUGUUUUAACUUAUUCCAAUCCAAGUGAUGAAUCAUCUGGUACUAUUGAAGUAAGAGCCGAAGGUUUAUUGGUUGCUGCUGGUGUUGUUCCAAACACUGACAUUUUACAAUGUGACAAGGCUGGUAUUCAAACAAGUAAGGAUGGAUUCAUUAUUGUAGACAAAUUCUUAAAGUCUGUAAACGCACCUAAUGUUUGGGCAUUUGGUGAUGUUGCUGGUAAUUAUCUUUUCAGACACAAUGCCAAUUUUGAAUCUGAAUAUCUCAUGGAAACAGUAAUUUCAAAGAUGAGUGAGCCUUAUCCAAUUGACCAUACAGGAAUGCCUCAUGCUGUCUUUUCUCAACCACAAAUUGCUGGUGUUGGUUUGACUGAGCAAGAAUGUAGAAAACAAGGAUUGAAAUAUGUUUCUGUUAAGAAUAAUUACUCAGCUUCAGCUAUGGGUAUGGCUCUGUUAUCGCAAGAAGGUUUUGUAAAGAUCAUUGUUGAAAGAGAAACUAGAAAGAUUUUAGGUUGUCACAUAGUGGGGCAUGAAGCCUCUACUCUCAUCCACCAAGUCAUUGUUCUUUUCAGACUUCCUGGAGGACCAAAGUUGGACGAUUUAUUGAACUGUAUCUAUAUUCACCCAGCUUUAUCUGAAAUUGUAAGAAAUGCUGCCAGAAAGGCUAAGCAAGCUCUUAUCGAUGCCGGUGAAACUGUGCCAGCAAGCCUCUAUUUCAGAUAAAUUAAAGU